Molecule: messenger RNA, 4174 nt
Organism: Corythoichthys intestinalis (scribbled pipefish)
Lineage: Eukaryota; Metazoa; Chordata; Actinopteri; Syngnathiformes; Syngnathidae
Product: serine protease 23-like
Exons: 3
Coding region: 1547-2743 (398 amino acids)
Biological process (GO): proteolysis
Molecular function (GO): serine-type endopeptidase activity
Source: RefSeq, a predicted model, not a curated record
CCAUUGCUCUUAAUGUAUGACUCAUUUCAAACAUUUUUUUAUAGUCAAAAUCGCUGAAUUUGCUCAUUUCCUGUUCAAAUAACGAAAUGAAACGAGAGGUGCGGCAGCAACUAGUAAAGCCUCACCUCUGAUUGCGCAAUCCAUAACAAACUGGGUUGAUACAUGGAAUUGGAGCAUGCUGGUUGCCGUACAUCUGCAUGUCGCCAUUAUAAUGUUUCCAGAUACGUUUAUUUGACCUGAUUUUCCACAGUCUGGCUAAUGUCUUUAACCCUUAAAGUUUAAUGUUUGUUAGCAACGUAUUUAGUUUUGCUGAUGGGAAAUAAAACCGCAGUGAAAAGGCACAGGUUGCGGCAGAUAGUACGCUGCCGCACAGAAAGGGGGCGAACGUGAGCCAACAGGUAAUGGCGCCAGGCGAAUCAAGUGCACUGCGGCGAGCCGUUUUGUAUUGUUUACUACGUCGACAUCGGACUCCCAAAAUGGAAGAGGAUUAUAUAUCCAAACUUUAAAAAUUCUCAAAACUGGACUUUCAGUCAAAAGUGGACCUGAUUAACAGAGGAAGACCAACGCCGGAGCUAAAAGGUUUGCUUCAAACUACGGGACAGUCUAAGAUAACUCGCUCUUUUCAAACGGAGUGGUACACCCGAAAAGACUGGCUGUGUGGCUGUCCUUCGAAAAACUGCCUUUACUGCUUCCCAUGCCUUUUGUUCUCAACUUGUGCCAAUGUCUGGACUAACACGGGAUAUUGUGACAUGAAAAAUUUACCACGAAGUCUCAGCAAACAUGAGAGAUCGUACACUCACAUUCAAAGCCAGACUGCUUUAAAAUUUUUUGGAAGCUCAAGGAUCGAUUUGGCUUUGAACGAACAGCGGCGGCUCAACGUUAGCACCCACAAUGCUAGGGUAAAGGAGAACCGUGAGAUUUUGAAAGACCUCAUUAAUGCAACCUGCUUCUUAGCUAAGCAGGAGUUAGCAUUUCGUGGUAACGAUGAGAGGGCAAGCUCUACUAAUCGUGGCAAUUAUGUCGAACUUUUAUACGCUUUUGCUGAGAAAGAUGAGAGGUUAGCUAGACAUUUGGACACAUCCACUGUGUUUUCUGGCUUGUCAAAUAGAAUACAGAACGAUCUAAUUGAAGCAAUCGGUGAUGUGAUACAGUCGGAAUAGGACCGAUUCAGGACAACUUUCCUCCCUGGCGAUCAUCUCCAUUGAGGCGGAGAGACUUUUAAAACUAAAGGAAAAUAAGGAGGACUUUUACAACAAAGUAACUGAGGUUUUUGUGGCGAAGGGCAGGCGCAUGGACUUCAUCUACAAAUAAAGAUGUGACAGGCACCGCACACGCAUGCAGGAAACCUCCUCCGAUUUUUCCCCUCCUCCUCCUGGAUGCACCGACGCCGUGUUGCAGCCUCAAUACAUCAUCCGGUGCACUAACAUGGGACAACUCGAUGCAUCGGAUUUGGAUUAGUGCACAGGCGACGUGUUCACGCAGAAACGGACGGCUUUACAAUACAUUGAAAAACUCUCGGGUUGACUGCAUUAAUUUUGGAUGAACGAUGUGCUGCAACACUGGAUUUUCACGGUUACUUUCCAUGCACAUUCUUCUCUUCCUUACAGUCCUUCCUCUGGUCUCCUCCUUCUCACGACCUCAGUGGAUUCUUCAGCGUGUCCCAGUGGUUCUCCCACAGCAAAGCGAAAGCCGCCCGGCCCCACGCUUCCUGUCUCAAGCACGCCUUGACGUCACCUCCCCGUGUGGCCCGGAAUGCCACAAAAAGGCACCUCGGCCCAACUACUGGGACCUGCGGGAAUUUCUGGCCUAUGAGACUCUUCACGCCAACGGUCAGCUCACAGAGACUGCCAUCGGGAUCUACGGUUAUAACCUGGGGUCCAACAAGAGCCCCGCUUACUCCUUUGGGCCUACUGGGAAAGGCAAACAGUCACACGUCAGACGAAAGCGUCAGAUCUUUGGUCACGAUGGACGUUACAGUAUUGCGGGGCAGCACUUUGUGCUGAAAUAUCCUUUCUCAGUAGCUGUCAAACUGUCCACUGGGUGUUCUGGAACGUUGGUUGGGGAUCGGCACGUUCUAACGGCCGCUCAUUGUGUUCACGAUGGUAAAAACUACGUCAAAGGUGCCCAAAGGCUCAGAGUGGGCUUUCUCAAACCCAAACGAGACUCCCAGUCUUCCAUUUCAAACUUGACCAACUACGUCGAGGGCAGUCCAAACGAGGCCCCGAUCGUGUCUGAGAAAAUGAAGUUCCAGUGGAUUCGAGCUAAGCGCACACACGUACCCAAAGGAUGGAUUAAAGGCAACGCCAACGACAUCGGCAUGGAUUACGACUACGCCCUAUUAGAACUGAAGAAAGCACACAAGCGACGUCACAUGAAGUUAGGCGUGAGCCCUCCUUCUCAGAGGCUGCCCGGGCGUCGCGUGCAUUUCUCCGGGUUCGACAAUGACCGUCCGGGACAGCUGGUGUACCGUUUCUGCCGGGCCGGAGAAGAGACGUCAGAUCUGCUCUACCAGCACUGCGACGCCCAGCCCGGGGCAAGCGGGUCAGGGGUCUACGCCCGGAUGUGGGAUAUACGCCGUCGGCGCUGGGAGAGGAAGGUGAUAGGAGUGUUUUCCGGGCACCAAUGGGUGGAGCGGCAAGGGGCUUCCCAGGAAUUUAAUGUCGCUGUUAGAAUCACUCCUCUGAAGUAUGCUCAGAUCUGCUACUGGAUAAAAGGCAACUUUGUAGACUGUCGAGAAGGUUGAGGGAGGACGUUGGCCUGACAAAAGCAUUCACAGCUCCCCAAGGGUCAACUUUCAAAUACAUAAUUAGUAGCGAAAACCUGAAAACGGCUACAUGUUCUUAGGAAUUGAUGCCCCAAUAAAGUUGUACUACCAUUUUAAUAUGUAACAAAGUCUACUUACUUCCUAAACACAUAGUAGAGGACCCAAUUGCAUUUGCUUCCUUGUGCAAUUAAAGGGUUGCCUUGAGAUAAGAGUGACUCGACUUUCAAGAUUUGCUAGCAAAAAUUUGACAUACGAGUAUUUGUUAAUGCCACUCAAGUUUCCUGCCAAAAUAAACCGAAUUACACAUUUAUUUACAACAACCCCAUAGCUUUGUCUGAGGUCUCCUUGUUUUAACUCACUGGCUGCCAUUGACAUCUGGAUGUCCAAUCCAUUUUUUACAGGGAAAUCUGGCAGCAAAUGGCCAAGUCAAAAUGGAUGUGAUAUCACUAUUGUUGGCAACCAAUGUGUUAUUGUUAACAAUGCAAACCACCAUAGAUGAGCUAAAAAUUAGCAACUAGAAACAUGUGGCAAACCAAUACUGACCUGCAUAUAUUCUUUUUCUUCUGAAAAAAAAAAAAGAGAAAAGUUAUGUUUCAAAAAGACAGGAAUUAAUAGCAUUUCCAUUCAUUUCAAUAACCAAAGAUGAUUUGAAAUACAAGUGAUUUAAGUUACUGGUGCAGAAAAAAAUUAAACUCGUACCUCAAGGCAACCAUAGUAACUCCAACCUAUCAGGAAAUCUGGGGCAUGGAUUACAAUAAAAGGAAAACAUAUUGAUGAAUGUCAUGGCUGGGAGAAUUGCUUUUUAAAUGCCAAGUUUGAUUGCACUGUUUCUCACUUUUUCUACUGAUAUAAUUUUUGUAGAUGAAUGUACAAGUGAGCUACCAAAGGUGCCAUUUGAUUGUGUCUAUUGUAUAUUCUUCAAUGGGUAAAGCAUAAAGUAUAAAUAGUUAGGUUCUCUCAUAUUGUCAUUGUCCAACAAAAACAUGUCCAAAUUAUUUGAAUAUAAUACAAAAUGGAAAUACAGUCGUACAAACAUGCUUUUUUGUUGGACAAUUGUUUUUUUUUGGCUUGACUUUCUCUUGUGAGAGUUGACACACUACAACUUUUCAACCUCUGUUUAAUUGCUUAAUGUGUUCCAGAAAUGAUUAACUCUGGUAAAUAAAUGCAAUAAAUGCUUUGGAGAGCUUUUCAAAUAAACUGUGUUCAUUUCAAUGCCAUGUUUUAUUUCAAAUGCCAAAAACAAUAUGCUGAGGGUGAAAUGAAUACUGUAAAAAAAAAAAAAAUUAAAAACAAAGGAAAAAAAUGAGGACCAGCUCCUUUAACUUCUGCAACAGCGACGCAAUGCACGACUUCAUGCUUGAUAAAUUACACAGAACAAAAGAGAAACUCAAGUUUCAUCGACACUACAUU